AUGCGUAGAAUAGACAUAUUACGAAUGAACAUUUAUGUGUAUAAUCAGUUAAUUAAAAAGGAACAAAUCGUGAUUGAGCAGAUCAAAAAGGUGACGAAGAAAAUGGAGUUGGUUUCAUUGCCUGAACUUCCUGAGAAGAAAUAUGAAGUGGAAAAAGUGAAAGUGGGAACCAAGCCGGUGGCGAGAAAGAAAUUGCAAUCGUACGUGGAUAAUUUAUAUGUGGUGGCAAAAGAGAAAGAAAGAAAAGAAAGAGAAGAGAAGGAAAGAAAAGAGAGAGAAGAAAAGGAAAGGAAAGAGCGUGAGGAAAGAGAAAGGAAAGAGAAAGAGGAAAGAGAGAGAAAGGAGAGAGAAGAGAGAGAAAGAAAAGAAAAGGAAGAAAAGGAAAGAAAAGAAAGAGAAGAGAAGGAAAGAAAGGAAAAGGAGGAGAAAGAAAAAGAGAGAAAAGAAAAGGAAAAGGAAAAGGAGGAGAAAGAAAGAGAGAGAAAAGAAAAGGAAGAGAGAGAAAAGUCGGCGUCGCAGAAGAAGCCAGGCAGCGCAGACACUUCAUCCAGUUCGACUUUACCAUCGAAUCCUUCACAGCAACCAGCUCAACAACAACAACCCAGUGGAUUGUUCGGUCAAAAGAAUCAGCAGCCAGCUCAGCAACAGCAAUCAGGCGGAGGCUUGUUCGGUAAUAACAAUCAACAACAACAACAACAACAACAACAAGGUGGAGGCGGCUUAUUUGGUAAUAAGGGUCAGCAGCCAGCUCAGCAACAACAAGGAGGCGGAGGAUUGUUCGGUAAUAAAGGCCAACAGCAACAACAGCAGCAGCAACCAGUUCAACAACAGCAGCCAGGUGGAGGCGGCUUAUUCGGUAAUAAAGGCCAGCAACCUCAGCAACAACAGCAGCAAUCAGGCGGAGGCUUGUUCGGUAAUCACAAUCAACAGACACAAGGCGGAUUGUUCGGUCAGAAGAAUCAGCAGCAGCAACAACAACAACAAGGUGGAGGCGGAGGAUUGUUCGGCAAUAAAGGUCAGCAACAGCAAUCAGGCGGAGGCUUGUUCGGCAAUAACAAUCAACAGACGCAAGGCGGCCUGUUUGGUAAUAAUAAUAAUAAUACUGGCCAGCAGCAACAGCAGCAACAGCAAUCAGGCGGAGGCUUGUUUGGUAAUCACAAUCAACAAAUGCAAGGUGGAUUGUUCGGUCAGAAGAAUCAGCAGCCAGGUCUACAGCAACAAUCAGGCGGAGGCUUGUUCGGCAAUAAUAAUACCAAUACUAGUGGACAGCAGCAAGGAGGCGGUUUGUUUGGCAGUAAUAACAACGCUCAGCAGCAACAACAGCAACAAUCAGGCGGAGGUUUGUUCAGUCACCAGCAGCCGCAAGGUGGUUUGUUCGGGCAGCCUGGACAGAAUGCAGGGAAUCGUCCGGUAGAUCCAGUAGGUAAAUAG
Blastocystis hominis is the source of this 1431-nucleotide messenger RNA. RefSeq lists its product as hypothetical. Bases 1 to 1431 code for a protein of 476 amino acids. The transcript has 2 exons. The record is from RefSeq and is a predicted model, not a curated record. NCBI's taxonomy places the organism in Eukaryota, Bigyra, Opalinata, Blastocystidae. Gene Ontology annotation, biological process: translation reinitiation; formation of cytoplasmic translation initiation complex. Gene Ontology annotation, cellular component: eukaryotic translation initiation factor 3 complex, eIF3m; eukaryotic translation initiation factor 3 complex, eIF3e; multi-eIF complex. Gene Ontology annotation, molecular function: mRNA binding; translation initiation factor activity.